GGGUAUGUCCGAGGUUAACUUGUGAAAUAGAAAGCCAAUGUAAUGUUGGGAGACGAUGUUUUAGAUGGCAAAGUAAGAGCGAGAGUCUUGCAUGUCUGUGGUGGAUACAGAAUUGGAUAGAGGCAGAUGACAGUGGAAAGUUGUAGGAAGGGGUUAAAGGAGGUUAUGAUGUGGUUACAUUCUCCGGCCGAAAACAAUCUGAAGAAUGCACGGGGAUCGAGGGCUUGGUUGGAGGCGACAUUCGCCGGAACAUCUUGCCGUUUGUUACACACGCCGUGCUUUUCAUACAUAUUUGUGGGUUUCUGGUUUAUUUCCUGUCCUGCUCGCUGUCCAAUGCACGUUGAUCAUGGUGCAUCGAGCACGCCAUUCUUCUCACCCAUUUCGUAUAUGGAAAGUGCCGACGUUCUCAUUCUGUUCGUAUGUCAGGUUGUUGCCCUAUCGUUCUCGUGCCUUCCUUCUUAUCACAGGAGCACGACAGCUCCCGGCUCAGGCCAUGGACAGCUUCGAAGCGACAAGUGCCGUCAAUGGACGUCGACGCCUUUUUGCUCCGGGCCGAUCCAUCUCUUCGGAUACAUAUGACAUACGCAAGCGGUCCGUUCAUAUAAGCUUUAGCCAAGGAGCUGGCUCAGUAGCACAAGGGAGCCGAGAAAGGGUUCUUUUGUCCGGAAACAUCAAUGUUGACAUGCACGCGUUCCCGUGGCUGAAUGACGCAAUCAUACCCAUGUCAUCACAGAUCCGCAGCAUUACAGUUUCCAUUGACAAAUACGCCCACCCGCGUUGGAAGACGAAGAAAUAUGGCACUUCGUUUGAGGUUGAGAAUGCGGUAGCGGUGAAGCUGUAUAUCCUUUCGGUUUGUGUCACUUGGGCGCGCUUUUUGAAUGGUAGGUGAGCGAGUGUCACAACAUGUGCUUAUGUUUUGAGCUUCGUUGAUCAAGUCCGAGUUUGGUUACGGAAGUCCGACUGAGGAA
This is a messenger RNA of Neurospora tetraspora, 968 nucleotides long. RefSeq lists its product as uncharacterized. Bases 206 to 889 code for a protein of 227 amino acids. The record is from RefSeq and is a predicted model, not a curated record. Lineage: Eukaryota; Fungi; Ascomycota; Sordariomycetes; Sordariales; Sordariaceae. The transcript has a single exon.